AAGAAAAACCUCGAUUGUCGCAAAAAGAGGAGAACAGAGAGAGAGAGAGAGAGGAGAUUGGGCGGAGCAAGGAAGCAGAGAAUGAGACGUCCUUCACCGAGGCAGGUCCGUUCUCAAAACGCUGCGUUUUAUGGUGUCCUCUAUUCUAGGGUUUUGUUCCGUUUGCUUCUGUUUCCGGUUCGAUUUGUCGUGUUUGAACGAGUAGAAUCGUUUCGCUGUUUUGCUUUUCUGCUACGGUUCUUUCUUUCUUAAUUGAUUUUUCUGUUUUGUGACUAAAUUUGAUUUUUUAUUUUUUAUUAUUUUUAUUAUUAUUAUUUUUGUAAUAUCUUUGUAUUGGGUGAAAUUGUAUAUUUUGUUGAAAUUCCGAAAUCAAUUUCUUAUCGGGAGGAAUAAUUAGGGUUAGUAUCAAACGCUAUGGAAAAUAAAAGCAGAGUGUUUUGGAGAGUUGAUGCUGAAUUUUGCUUUUUUCUUAUUUCGUAGAUGAUAAUGUGGUUUAGCUUAGUUGAGAGACUUGCUAGCGCAAACGAAUUGAGCACAUGGUUUGCAGGUUUUAUGAACUUCGUGACAUCUUAACUUAAGGGGUUUGGUCAAAUAUUUUUUACAAAUCGCCAAACAUAUAGGAGAAUGGCAGAGGGAAUAUCGAGCUUCUGGGGUCCUGUAACAUCUACCAAAGAGUGGUGUGAGAAAAAUUAUGUCUACUCUUCUUAUAUUGCAGAGUUUUACAACACUGUAUCAAAUAUCCCAUGCAUUCUUUUGGCACUGAUUGGCCUCAUAAGUGCCUUGAGACAACAUUUCGAGAAGAGAUUUAGUGUUCUUCACAUAUCUAAUAUGAUACUUUCAAUUGGAAGCAUGGUAUAUCAUGCCACAUUGCAACAUGUGCAACAGCAAAGUGAUGAAACUCCAAUGGUAUGGGAAAUGCUCCUUUAUCUCUACAUCCUGUACUCCCCAGAUUGGCAUUAUCGUAGCACAAUGCCUACCUUCCUGUUCCUUUAUGGUGCUGUUUUCGCUAUAGUCCAUUCACAGUUUCGGUUUCGCACUGGUUUCAAGGUGCAUUAUGUUAUCCUCUGUCUCCUCUGCAUCCCCCGUAUGUACAAGUAUUACAUUCACACAAAGGAUACAUCUGCAAAGCGGCUUGCAAAGUGGUAUGUGGUCACUCUUUUCCUUGGUAGUUUGUGCUGGUUAUUUGACCGUCUUUUCUGCAAGGAGAUAUCAGGUUGGCCUGUCAACCCUCAAGGUCAUGCCAUGUGGCAUGUCUUAAUGGGUUUCAAUUCCUACUUUGCCAACACGUUCUUGAUGUUUUGCCGGGCUCAGCAACGAGACUGGGCCCCAAAGGUUGUCCAUUUCAUGGGUAUUUUCCCGUAUGUUAAGAUUAACAAACCAAAAACCCAGUGAGCGAUAAUUUGGUGGAACCAAUGGAGUUAUAGCUUUUCUUUCUGCUGCUGGGAACACGUCUGAGGUUUUGGCAGGUGACAAAAGCAAGCAAAUUCAAAUCAAUUUUCCCCCUUUUAGAUGGAUCUAAAUGACGAUUGGAUAUUGAUGCAUCUCAUUGAAAUUUUCCUUGCGAAAGCAGAACAUGCUUGCACUGUGUACCAUAUUUAUAUGGCAGUAUUUGAUAGAUGGCUUUGUUUCUGGAUAGUUUGUUUUGCCUUUUUUAUUUUAUUUUUAUUUUUAUUUUUAUUUUUUAUUUUUACUUUCAAGUAGAAAGCUGUGUUGAAUUUGUUAUUGAACUCUGAGAGAGUAUCAUGAAUUCUGAUACCAUCAGCUUUUAACUUUGUCCUCUUAAAUAGGACAGAUUCAAAGUUCCAAAUUUCUUGUUUA
This is a messenger RNA of Vitis vinifera (wine grape), 1818 nucleotides long. Its product is annotated as alkaline ceramidase. Gene Ontology annotation, biological process: response to salt stress; defense response to other organism; ceramide metabolic process. Bases 625 to 1392 code for a protein of 255 amino acids. The transcript has 3 exons. The record is from RefSeq and is a predicted model, not a curated record. Gene Ontology annotation, cellular component: membrane. NCBI's taxonomy places the organism in Eukaryota, Viridiplantae, Streptophyta, Magnoliopsida, Vitales, Vitaceae. Gene Ontology annotation, molecular function: hydrolase activity, acting on carbon-nitrogen (but not peptide) bonds, in linear amides.